CGGGCCGGUUCUUGCAGGUGUGAAGCCGCCCGCCCGGCAGCUGCGCCCAAAGCCUCGGAGCCGGGGUGCGCAGGGCACUCGGGCGGGGAGCCACUCUCUGGGCCUCGAGCCGCUCGGCCGGCAACAGGGUUAGCGAAAGGUAGCCAGAGGAGCAGAAGUCAUUUGUGGCCGCAGAUGCUCACUAUGUGGGAAAAACAAAUUUUGUAUCAGAAAAAUUCCUUCACCAUAAGCUCUUGAAGGUUUAUGAUGUAUCAGACAUGGUGGUAUGGCACUUUAAUUUACAGUGACUCGUGUGGAGUUCAAAAAGCAAUUUUAAUUCCUUUAAAAGCCUUCCUAUUUGGAAACAAUUCCAAACUUAAAGUUGCAAGAAUAAUACAAAGAACUCUUGAAUACUUCGUUUGGACUCACCAGUUGUUAACAUUUUGCCACAUUUGCGUUACUAUUCCUAGUUUUGACUUUCCAAACACACAUUGUCCCCCUGAACUAUUGAAGGGUAACUUGCAGGCACUGUGAUACUACCCCCAAAUAUAAAUACUUUAGUGUAUUUUCUAGGAAUAAGCAUAUUCUCUUAUAUGCCCCCAGUAAUAAAUUAAGGAGACUUACCACUUAUACAAUAAUAUGUAAUGUAUGGUUCAAUUUCAAAUUUCACCAAUUAUCUCAAUAAUGUCCUUUGUAAAAUUUUUUUUCCUGGUGCAGAUACAGUCUAAAAAUGAGCAUUGCAUUUGGUUCUCGCUUCUGUUUUUUCUGGAACAGGUUCUUAACUCUUUGCCUUCUAUAAUGUUGAUAUUUUUGAAGACUAUAGGACAGCUGAGUUUCUCUGGUGAAUACACCUCAUGAUUAGAUAGAUACUGGUUUUUGCAUUUUUGGCAGGAGUGAUGUAUGCGUUGCUCCUGUUCAUUAGGAGACCUGUGAUGUUGCUUUGCCCCAUUAUUGGUGAUACUAACUUUUGACUACUUGGUUAAGGUAGUGUCUAUCAGAUUUGUCCACUCUAACCUUUGUAAUUAUUCCUUGUACUUAAUACAUAAUUUGUGGGGAACUCUUUUGAGACUGUAGGUUGAUUAUUAAUAUAUAAAUUAAAUAUGUCUUUUUUUUUUUUAAGUAUGAUUUUUCAAAUUUUGAUCAGGCUAAAUGGAAGAGAAGAUUGCUAACCUCCCCAGAUGAUUUGGGUAUCUUCUCAUCCGGAGAUAAACCUAGAUGAUGAACUGGAUUCUUUUCAAGAUUUGAAGCAACGAGAAAAAAAAGAAGAGUUAAUUGAGAAUGAUCGUAGAAUUAGUACCUCCAAAAUAACCAAACAGUCUUUUAAAGACAUAGGAAAAGCAGUUGCCCAGCCAACUAAUGUGACAUCAAAUUCAAGAAAUUGGACUGAAUGUUGUAGUAAUGUAAGUGACUCCCCUCUGAGAUGUGUCAGCUGUUCGACAUCUAAAGCACCAAAGAAGCAGAGAAUACUUCCACAUCAGAUUAAUCAGAUCUAUGAGGAAUUGUUUCAAAUACAUCAGAAACUGCAGUGUGAAACUGCAGCACAACAGGAGUUUGCUGAAGAACUUCAAAAGCGGGAAUGUUUUUUAGUUGAAAGAGAACAACUACUUUUCAGACAUGAAACUGCUUUGAGUAAAAUUAAAGGUGUCGAAGAAGAGGUUCUUACAAGAUUUCAGAUUAUAAAGGAGCAACACGAUGCAGAAGUUGAGCAUUUAACUGAAGUUCUUAAGGAAAGAAAUAAAGAAAGCAAGAGGCUAAGGUCCUCUUUCGAUGCAUUGAAAGAAUUGAAUGAUAACUUAAAAAAGCAGUUAAAUGAAGUAAGUGAAGAAAACAAGAAGAUGGAGAUUCAGGCUAAGAGAGUUCAAGCUCGUUUAGAUAAUUUACAGAGGAAGUAUGAGUUUAUGACAAUACAGAGAUUGAAAGGAAAUUCGCAUGCUGCUAAUGAAAUGAAAAGUUUAAAACAAGAUAAAGUACCAGUCUCAAAAACUCACAAGGUACCACUUAAUGCACAAGUGUAUGAACUUUUAACUGUCUUCAUGGACUGGAUUUCAGAUCAUCACCUUAGUAAAAUAAAAAGUGAAGAAUCUGGAAUGGAUGGUGAAAAGCCGCUACUCAAAUUUGCUUCUCAGAGAAAUGAUAUUCAGGAGAAGUGUAUAAAGCUUUUGCCGGUGAUGACAGAGCAGCUGCAGUGGAUGCCAUUUGUGAAUACAAAACUUCAUGAGCCUUUUGUAAAAUUUAUAUAUUGGUCUCUAAGACAGCUAGAUGCCGGAACACAGCAUUCAACCAUGACAUCAACAUUGAGGAGAUUGGGUGAAGACAUAUUCAAAGGAGUAGUAACGAAGGGAAUUCAAGAUAAUUCUUUAGAACAUUCAGUGGAGAAUAAACCAAAGACAGCUGCUUUCUUUAAGAGCUCCAAUUUACCAUUGAGAUUUUUAUCAACUUUAAUUGUUCUCAAAACAGUCUCUCAAGCUGACUACCUGGCUCAGGCAUUUGAUUCUCUCUGUUUGGACUUGAAGACAGAUGAAGGAAAAGUCUUGUUUUUGGAGUAUCAAGCUGUUCCAGUAAUACUAAAUCAUCUCCGAAUAUCCAGUAAAGGACUCCUCUCUAAUGUCAUUGAUAGUUUGCUUCAGAUGACAGUGGAAUCUAAAUCCUUGCAGCCUUUCCUGGAAGCCUGUAGCAACACUUUAUUUUUUCGUACUUGCUCUGUGUUGCUUCGAACCCCUAAGCUUGAUCUUCAAAUACUAGAAAAGCUCAGUAUUAUUCUGCAGAAACUUUCCAAAAUCAAGAGUAAUAAGAAGCUCUUUGAACUUUUUACUAUUCAUCUGAUGCUUCAAGAAUUACAAAGGACAACACAUCCAGAGCAGGCCUUUCUCUGUAUUAACCUAAAUUCAACUCUGUUCAAUUUGGGUUUGACAAAAUGCAACUCCUUGGCCUCCAAUGCAAGCCAUUAGACUGGCUUAUUAUCAUUUCAUAAUAAUAAUGUGUGUUGCUUAUUUGUAAGAUUGUAAAAAUUACCAAAGUAACUAAAAGUCCACCAAGUAAAGUUAUCAGUAGCAUCAUUUAUCAUGAAAAGUAGGGUUUUUUUUAACUUUUAAGAUGAAAUCGAUAGAAGCUGUGGAAUUUUUGGACUGUUUCAGUUCAACUAAGGUAGUACUUACCAACGUACAAAACGAAAUUUCCAGAAUUAAUGACAGUGGGGUUACUUUUUGUAAGAGUGUUUUGGGGAAAUUUUUAAAAUUAUGUGAUUAUUUGGAAUAAAAUUGGUGUGUGGGAAAGAGGAUUAGAUCAUGUUGUCAUU
This is a messenger RNA of Mirounga angustirostris (Northern elephant seal), 3274 nucleotides long. It is a transcript of the gene CCDC138, whose product is annotated as coiled-coil domain containing 138. NCBI's taxonomy places the organism in Eukaryota, Metazoa, Chordata, Mammalia, Carnivora, Phocidae. The record is from RefSeq and is a predicted model, not a curated record. The coding region runs from base 1158 to 2927 and encodes 589 amino acids. The transcript is spliced from 14 exons.